Molecule: messenger RNA, 855 nt
Organism: Rotaria sp. Silwood1
Lineage: Eukaryota; Metazoa; Rotifera; Eurotatoria; Philodinida; Philodinidae
Source: the annotation of a GenBank genome assembly
AUGAAGUUAAUUAUACCAGGAAUGUUCUUUCUGAUGUUCGGUAUGGCACUAUUUGUAGUCGCCAAUGCAUCUGAUGAUGUCGAUGGUGCUUUUAAAAUUCUACAGAAAUUUGCUGAUUUUACAGUUGGCAAGGAAGAACAACCAUCGGAAAUUGAUUCAGCUGCCGGACCUAUGAAUGAUUAUACGCUUAUUCCGAAAACUUACCUGGUGCAAUUCGAUCAACGUGCACGUAUCACAAACUUCGAACAAUUGAUUAUUGACUUUCUGGGGAGAUCUCGUGGAAUUCCACGAUCGGCCAUCACCAUGCGACAAACUAUUUCUACAUCACUUUUCUCUGGAGCAUCGUUUUCGGUGAAUUUCGAGCAUUCAAUCAAAGCAAUUGAAUCUAUUCCGGAUGUGAUUUCUGUUUAUCCAGUUUAUUCUGUUCCUGGUCCAAAACCUUUCACCAACUACGUCUCAUCUGAUCAAAAGAAUAACAAUCAAGAAGCUCCAGCUAUUGCACACGAUUUGACAGGUGUCGCACAGAUUCAUGAUCAAAUGAAAAAUUUUGGAAAAGGUGUUCGGAUUGCUGUGAUUGAUAGUGGUAUUGACUAUUUCCAUCCUGCCCUAGGAGGCUGCUUUGGAUCUCAGUGUAAAGUUGCAUUUGGUCACGAUUUUGUCGGAGAUCGAUUUAGUGCAUCGAAUCCGAUCCCAGUGUCUGACGAUGAUCCAAUUGAUGAUUGUUCUGCCUCAUCUCAUGGUACUCAUGUUGCUGGAAUCAUUGCUGCUAAUGCUACAGAAAUAUCCCAAAUUGGUUUUAUGCCAAUUGUACCCUUCCUUGGUGUUGCUCCUCAGGCAACACUUGGCGCAUGUUAG